Nelumbo nucifera (sacred lotus) is the source of this 1889-nucleotide messenger RNA. Its product is annotated as Tetratricopeptide repeat (TPR)-like superfamily protein. Gene Ontology annotation, molecular function: protein binding. The record is from RefSeq and is a predicted model, not a curated record. Lineage: Eukaryota; Viridiplantae; Streptophyta; Magnoliopsida; Proteales; Nelumbonaceae.
UUUUUUUUGAUCAAGCAUUCCUUAUCGACAUCAUCCUUGUCUUUUAGUUCUGCGAAGAAACAGACGGCGAGCCCUCCGUCGGUGUCUUACAUGAUAUUUCGCAGUUGGAAUUUUUGCGAUUUUCUCUGUUCCUCUGCUACUACUCGAUCUUGCUGUCGCAUUCAGCGACCACCUUGAGAGAGGCAGCAAGAGAAAGAUAUAGCGAGCUUGAGUUGGAGGGGGAAGGAGACAGGAGAGUACCGGUUUCUGAGAGUGACGAUGUUGAGAGAAGUAAGAGUGAAGUUGGACAAAUGGGGUUACGAGGUGAAUACAUCUUCCGAUGCCUGCAUCGCCUCCAUCAACUCAUUCUAUCACGAGGUUCUUAGUUAUGGGAGACAUCGGGCGGUAAUACUCGAAGCACCAGUGCACGACAAGGACUGUGUUCUCGGCAACAUCUUAGCUGCUCAUUAUCUCUCCUCCCAUAACCCAGCACUUGCCCCCUUUCAUCUUGCCGCUGCCAAGUCUCACCAUGAACACGCCACCCCAUACGAGAAAGAAGUUUUUGAGGUUAUUUCCUACAUGGUGACCGAGGAUAGGGACGACGAUGUUGUUGUUGAUUUACACUCAAAACUACUGAAAGGAUUCCCAAAAGACCUUGUAUCUCUGAAGAGGGCUCAGGUGUUUUGCUUCUACAUGGGUCGACCUGAUUUGUCUUUGGAUCUUGUUGAACAGGUUUUAGCACAAAACCAACAAGAAAACUACAUAUAUGGCAUGCUUUCUUUUCCUUUGCUGGAGCUUGGUAGAAUGGCUGAUGCUGAGAAAGCAGCUCAAAAGGGAUUUGGAAUCAACAAGAAUGAUUCCUGGUCACAGCAUGCUUUAUGCCAUGUUUAUCAAUAUGAUGGUCGUUUCAAGGAAGCAGUGGAAUUCAUGGAAGAAUGUUCUCCUUCAUGGGGUUCAUGUUCAUCCUUCAUGUACACACACAAUUGGUGGCACGUUGCUGUUUGUUACUUGGAAGGUCAUUCCCCAAUCAACAAAGUAUUAGAAGUUUAUGACAAAUAUAUAUGGAAAGAGUUGGAAAAAGGUGAUGCUGUGCCUGGAGAGGUGUAUCUGAAUGCUCUAGGCUUGUUGUUGCGAGUACAUGUUCGUGGCCAGAUAGCUUUUUUUGAGGACCGCUUAAAGAUCUUGGUAGAUCGUCUUGUUGAUCGGUCGACCUGGCAUAUGGAGUGGCAUCUUGAUUUGUUGAUAUUAUGGGCCUUAUCUAAUACUAAAGAAACGGAUAAAGCAGAGGAUCUACUCAAUGCCAUGAAGGCCAGGUUUUAUUUGAUGAGCAAGAAGAAGCAACUGUCAAUGCAGAGAGGAAUUAAGCUUGCGGAGGCCCUGUAUGAAUAUGGGAGGGGCAAGUAUGAAGAGGCUUUUCAUAUGCUUGCCCCAGAUUUUGAUGCUAGUUAUUGCAAAACGGUUGGGGCAUCAGAUGAACAACUAGAUGUCUUUAAUGAAGUUUGGUGUAGUAUUUUGUUAAAUACUGGACGGGCCUCAGAGGCAAUAAAGGAAAUUGAGAAACGGAUUCAGAAGAGGGAAGGGAUUCCAUUCCUAUGGCGCUUGCUGGAGAGAGGUUAUUCAAUGGCUGGCAGGGAGGAUGUUGCUGUUGUGUCAGAGAAGGCCAAGGCACUAGAGGCUGCAUAUUUCAAACAGCUCGUUUGAACAUGCCCAAAUAUCUUAUAAUUCCUUCCAAGUAACCUUUGGAGGAAAAACUGUUUUAUGUGUUGAUUCCGUGGGUAUCAUCCAAUAGUUUAUAAUGUUCCGAAAGCCCUGUUGUACUACUUACGUGCUCUUUGCCGAACCAACAUUGUUAUGUUGCAGGAGAGAGUAGUCAAUAAAUAAAUACAAAAGCUCAUAUAUUUGCAUGAUCA